Molecule: messenger RNA, 669 nt
Organism: Porites lobata
Lineage: Eukaryota; Metazoa; Cnidaria; Anthozoa; Scleractinia; Poritidae
Source: the annotation of a GenBank genome assembly
AUGAACAUUUUGAAAACUAUGGAAUGUUUAGGAGAAGAUGUUUUGUUCGCGAUAUUUUCGUUUUUAGAUGUUAGGGCUUUAUGCUGCGCGAGUCAAGUUUGUCAGCAAUGGAAUCGAAUCUCGAAUUCGAACUUUCUUUGGAGAUCACACGUUAUCCAGCUCUGCACAAAACGCAAGAUCUCAGCUCAUCUGGGCAGAGCUGAAAACUGGAAAGUACGCUAUGUGCAACUUUCUACUGGACGACUAUAUCCUCGUUCUUCGUCGAAGACGGAAAAGAAAUUAAACUUCGAUACUUUGAUUGUUAAUCUAUUUCCUGUAGAGACAGGAAAAUUCGUCCUGUUAACGGUCAAGAAACGGCUUCCAAUUCGUGAUUUUGUUGAAAGCCACGGGCACAAGUAUGUGACUGGGAAAGCAUUUUAUCAGCACACGAAAAGCGAGACGAUUAGCGUGAAAAAGAAAAUUUUGCUUCAAGAAAAACUCAGUGGCCAACUUUUUGAAGGAAAUGCUGUUAGAGAGAUGCUGGGUCUGAACAAGGAAACACCAGAUUGGAAUAUACAUCCGUCCAAUUUUGAUAGACGCAUUGCAGAGUUUUACAGAGUGUUUGUUCAGAGCACUUCAGUAAAUCGCGCGUUAAUAUCCAAUACGCUGCUACUUUAUGAAAUUAAAUAA